GCUUGCUGGGAUACAGCUUGAUGUGUGUGUUUGAAUCGUAAAGAAAAAAAACAAGCCGCGUCUUCCUCGCAUUGCGCGUCAUUCAAACAGGACUCGGUGUACUGCUUUCCCCUCUGUUGCAUUAGUAAUAACAGCAGCGUUGACUGGAGACAGCAGGAGAGAGUGUGUGUGUUUCUCCGACAGCGGUGCCCAGCGGAGGAAUAUUUGAGCUUUUUUUAUUUACUCUGCUGCUUGUUGUUCAUUUUCUCUGCGUUGUGUUGAACUUGGACAGUCACGUGUGAAGAUCUCUGCAAGUAGGCUUUAGAGGACGGCGACUUCUCACCUGGUGUGUCCCUUUUGACUUUACCGUGAGGGAAAUAUACCUGGCGUUUUUUUGUGCUGACAGCGCUGGAUUCCUUCCACUCCUGUGACGGACAACUUCUGCAAGUUCUCUCCCUGAGGGAUGAAAUAUGCAAACUCUGCACCCAUAGAAAAAAGCCGUCGACAAACACUGUAGAGUCCAAAGUGGUUUUAAAUCAUGAUGAUGCAGGAGUCGGCCACAGAGACAAUAAGCAACAGUUCAAUGAGUCAAAAUGGAAUGAGCACCCUAAGCAGCAGCCAAUUAGAGGCUGGCAGUAGAGAUGGGAGAUCAAGCGCUGGUGACACGAGCAGCGAAGUAAGCACAGUCGAGCUGCUGCAUCUGCAACAACAGCAGGCCCUACAAGCAGCGAGGCAAUUACUCUUGCAGCAGCCAGGCAGUGGCCUGAAAUCUCCAAAGAGCCAGGACAAGCAGCGUCCACUGCAGGUUCCAGUGUCAGUGGCCAUGAUGAGUCCCCAGGUGAUCACGCCGCAACAGAUGCAGCAGAUCCUCCAGCAGCAGGUUCUCUCCCCACAGCAGCUCCAAGCUCUGCUCCAGCAGCAGCAGGCUGUCAUGCUGCAGCAGCAACACCUGCAGGAGUUUUAUAAGAAGCAACAGGAGCAGCUUCAUCUGCAGCUCCUCCAGCAGCAGCACCCUGGCAAGCAGGUUAAAGAGCAACAGCAGCAGCAGCAGCAGCAGCAGCAGCUGGCCGCCCAGCAGCUCGUCUUCCAGCAGCAGCUCCUGCAGAUGCAGCAGCUCCAGCAGCAGCAGCACCUGCUCAACAUGCAGCGGCAGGGCCUGCUCUCACUGCCUGGGCCCGCACCAGGCCAGGCCGCCCUGCCCGGACAAACCCUGCCACCACAAGCUGGCCUGAGCCCUGCAGAGCUCCAGCAGUUGUGGAAGGACGUGACCAGCGGCGGCGGCGGCGGCGGCAACGGCGGCCAUGCCAUGGAGGACAACGGCAUCAAACACAGCAGCAGCGGAGGCACCGGCACAGGAGGCGGCGUGGGUAGCGGCGGCUUAGACCUCUCCACCAACAACUCUUCUUCAACUACCUCCUCCUCAAAUCCCGCCAAAGCAUCGCCGCCCAUCUCUCAUCACCAUUCCAUCGCCAACGGACAGUCCCCCGUCCUCAACCACAGACGAGAGAGGGAACGGGAACGGGAAAGGGAACGAGAGAGUUCACUACAUGAAGAAAGUGGAGGGACCCACCCCCUGUACGGUCACGGUGUGUGUAAAUGGCCUGGCUGUGAGAACAUCUGCGAGGACUUUGGACAGUUUCUGAAGCACCUAAACAAUGAACACGCCCUCGAUGACCGGAGCACAGCCCAGUGUAGAGUCCAAAUGCAAGUGGUACAGCAGCUGGAAAUACAACUUUCUAAAGAACGUGAGCGUCUUCAGGCGAUGAUGACCCACUUGCACAUGCGGCCCUCGGAACCCAAGUCAUCUCCCAAACCACUUAACUUGGUGUCCAGUGUCACCAUGUCCAAGAACUUGCCCUCAGCAUCGCCCCCCAACUUACCUCAGACACCCACCACGCCCACAGCGCCCAUCACACCAAUGGCCGCCAUGCCCCAGGUGCCGUCAGUACUGGGAGGAGCCAACGUCCCCAGCAUGGGAGCCAUGCGCAGACGCCACUCGGACAAAUACUCCAUGCCCCUGUCGUCAGGUGGUGACACAGUAUUUAUUUUUCCAGAGAUCGCCCCAAACUACGAGUUUUAUAAGAACGCAGAUGUCAGACCGCCAUUUACUUAUGCAACCCUCAUAAGACAGGCUAUCAUGGACUCUGCCGACAUGCAGUUAACGCUUAAUGAAAUCUACAGCUGGUUCACACGCACGUUCGCCUACUUCAGACGCAACGCUGCAACUUGGAAGAAUGCCGUGCGUCACAACCUCAGUCUGCACAAGUGCUUUGUCCGCGUGGAGAACGUGAAGGGGGCGGUGUGGACGGUGGACGAGAUGGAGUACCAGAAACGCAGGUCGCAGAAGAUCACAGGGAGCCCAUCACUUGUCAAGAACCUGCCCUCCAGUCUCGGCUAUGGAACUGCACUAAACGCCAGCUUACAGAUUUCUUCCAUCUUUCCAUCGUUCCUGCAGGCUGCCCUGGCUGAGACCUCCCUGCCUCUGCUCGGAACCCCCGGCCUCAUGAACAGCGGCUCCACGGGCCCGAUGGGAGGCAGCUGCCACGGCCUCCUGGGCGGAGACCCGUCCUGCCUGAUGGGCGGAAGUCCACAUGGAUUGUUGGGCGGGAGUCCACAUGGACUGCUGGGUGGCAGCCCCCCAGGUGCGCUCAGCGGAAGCCCCCCCAACCUGUUGCAGUCGGCCCACGAGGAGCUGAACGGCUCGCUGGACCACCUGGACACCAACGGACACAGCAGCCCCGGAUACUCUCCACCAGUACACAUGCAAUCCGUUCACGUGAAGGAGGAGCCACUCAACAUGGACGACGACGACUGUCCGAUGUCACUCGUGACGACAGCCAAUCACAGUCCGGAGCUGGACGACGACCGGGAGCUGGAGGAAGGGAACUUAUCGGAGGACCUGGAGUGACUAGGAUACCGUUUUUGGUCUACGUAUCCCUCCGCCCCACCACACUGUUUCUCUCUCACAGACCUCCUGCAAGACUAGAAAAAGAAAAAAACCACUCCACAGUCCAAGCAAAACCACAGCUGACUCUCUCUCUCUCUCUCUAUCUCUCUCUCUCUCUCUCUCUCUCUCUCUCGUCUCUCUCACCACUGGGACUAUUUAUUGAGCAUGCAUCUGGAUGGAGACCAGUCCAAAGGAACUCUUUGUUGCAGCCCUUUGGGAUCCACCCCCCCGCCCCCUCCCGCCCCCCCCGAACAUGACAGGCAUGAGAUGUCUGAUUCAAAAAUAAAAUAAAACUCUCUGAGACCUAUUUCUUUAGGGAUGGCGUGGCCACGUACAGUACAAGGAUGAUGGACUCAUGGAUGGGGGAAAAAAAACCUAAAACAAAUGAGCAAGUCAUGUUCCGUUGAAAGCUAGCGGCCUCAUAUACUGCCAAAAAGGAAGACGUUUUAUGUUUGUGAAUAAUCCACCCCCCACCCCCCUC
Molecule: messenger RNA, 3407 nt
Organism: Labrus bergylta (ballan wrasse)
Lineage: Eukaryota; Metazoa; Chordata; Actinopteri; Labriformes; Labridae
Source: RefSeq, a predicted model, not a curated record